Messenger RNA from Alternaria infectoria, 1392 nucleotides. RefSeq lists its product as uncharacterized. Gene Ontology annotation, molecular function: ubiquitin conjugating enzyme activity. Gene Ontology annotation, cellular component: nucleus. NCBI's taxonomy places the organism in Eukaryota, Fungi, Ascomycota, Dothideomycetes, Pleosporales, Pleosporaceae. The transcript is spliced from 2 exons. The coding region runs from base 1 to 1392 and encodes 463 amino acids. Gene Ontology annotation, biological process: ubiquitin-dependent protein catabolic process; protein polyubiquitination. The record is from RefSeq and is a predicted model, not a curated record.
AUGAACUCCAAAUCCCUCCGCCGCCUCGCCGCAGACCACGGUUCCCUCCACACCGCCGGCCUACCCCCGAACUACCUCUUCCCACCGGGCUCCGACGACUCGUCAGACCUAACUACGCUUGACGUCCUGCUCGCCGGUCCUGUUGGGACACCCUACGCAUCCGGCGUCUGGCGCCUCCACCUCGACAUCCCACCCGCAUACCCCACCGCACCGCCCACAGCGCAGUUCCGCACGCGGUUGUGGCAUCCGAAUAUUGAUGAGGCGACGGGGGCGGUGUGUGUGGAGACGCUGAAGCGGGACUGGAGUAGUAGUCUCAAGUUGAGGGAUGUCCUAGUUACGAUAUCCUGCCUCCUCAUACAACCCAACCCCGCCAGUGCGCUGAACGAAGCAGCAGGCAAACUGGCCACGGAGGACUGGGAUGGAUACUGCAGGCGAGCCAAGCUCAUGACAGACAUCCACGCCGCGAUACCGAGGAAUAUCGAGGCGGAUGUGCGGGAGGCGCAGAUGAGAGGGGAGGACAAAACCAUAGAACCGGACCAACCCAUCGCGAAACCACACUCGAAAGGCAAAGAAACAGAGCGGGUCAAAGUCACGCCUGCGGGACCUAAACUCACGCGCAUGAAGAGUGAGGAUGAGGAGAAUAGCAGGGUCAGGAGGGGUGGGACUCAAGAUGCAGAGAGUGGGACUGAGGAAGAUGCUGUGAAUGGGCAAAGGGAUGGGAUGAGGAGAAGUAAGGUACCCGAGUCAAGGAGACAGGGUAAUAUCUUUGGGAUCAAGGGCUUGGGCGAUGGUAUGCAGCUCGACUCCCCACCGCCGAAGAGGAUUUUCGCUGUGCCGGGUGCGCAUACGCCACCUGUUUCUACUCCGAACGAGAAGGAGAAGGGGAAUGCGGAUGGGCAUGGAGAGGGAGAGGUAGAGGAUCCGUUUACGACUGUGACGUCGAAACGGAAUACCCACACCGAUCCUUCUAGUACGAUGGGAGGGACGGUAACAGCAACGACACAACCCGACACCGAAACUCCCGAUCUCCUCAAAUUCUCAACACAAAACCCCUUCGCCGCCAUCCAACCCAACAACCAAAGUCAUCCUCUCUUCAGAGAGUUUUCGUUUAGUUGGGAGGAUGCUAUGGUGGUGCAUGACGCUGGGGUUGGUAUGGCUGGUUCGGUUGGGAAGAGUGGUUCGGAUGGGAAGAGGGGUAAGAGUGGCAGUGGUGGUGGUGGUGGUGGUGGUGUCAGCGGGGUCAGUAAAGCAGAUGUACGUAAGAGACACGCGACGGAGGAGUUUGAGAAGAAGGAGAAGUGGGAGAUGAAGAGGUUUAAGCGGGCCGGGGGUGAUUUGAAGAGGUUCAAUCGGGGGGAUUGGGGGGUUAGGAUGGGAGUUGGAAGACUGUGA